Molecule: messenger RNA, 2133 nt
Organism: Loa loa (African eye worm)
Lineage: Eukaryota; Metazoa; Nematoda; Chromadorea; Rhabditida; Onchocercidae
Exons: 15
Coding region: 1-2133 (710 amino acids)
Biological process (GO): protein K69-linked ufmylation; response to endoplasmic reticulum stress; regulation of proteasomal ubiquitin-dependent protein catabolic process
Cellular component (GO): endoplasmic reticulum membrane
Molecular function (GO): UFM1 ligase activity
Source: RefSeq, a predicted model, not a curated record
AUGAGUGCCACAUGGGCAGAUAUACAGCGUUUGGCAACUGAUUUUCAGCGAAUACAACUGGCAGAAAGUUCGAAAAAAUUAUCGGAGAAUAACUGCGUGGAGUUGAUAUCAAUGCUAAUCAGAUCAAAAGCUAUCGAUAUUCUGUUCACAACUGACGGGAAAGAGUAUGUUACUCGUAGUCAUUUACUCAACGAGGUGAAAAAUGAAUGUAUUGGUCGAGAAGGUCGCGUUUCACUGCAUGAUUUGGCGCAUACUUUGAAUGUCGAUUACGAACAUAUUGAAAGUGCCGUUUCUGUUAUUUCCAGGCAGGAUUAUAUAGCUGUGUUAUGCAAAGGCCUGAAUGAACGAUUAAUGGAUGUUGGCAUCGUUUCUAUAUCGCAGCUAGCAAAAACAUGGGAUUUGCCUACUGAAAUACUAAACAGUUUAGUUCUAGUAGAAGUUGGCUCAAAGGUUGACGCUAUACGCGAUGGUGAUGCACUUUAUACUCGAUCUUAUCUAUGUGCUCAACGAAAUAUCAUUAGAGCUAUGCUUUGUGGACUAACCAAGGUGACUCCAGUUACUAGACUGCAGUCUGAAUUGCAACUAACAAAUGCAAUGUUUUGGUCACUUUUUGAUGAGCUCGAUGCAAUGAAAGAGAUCCCGGGAAAAAUAUUUGGUGCUCGCACAUCAAACCAUUGUCUAUAUCAUCCAAACAUUUAUACGAUUCUGGUUAAGCGGUAUAUACAAAAGACUUUCUUGCAGGAGGGAAUUUUGAAGUUAGCGGUAUUCAAAAAACUUUCCAUAGCAGAGCCAAAGAUUUACAUGAAAGAAAUAUUGAAGGAUACGGAGCAUUCGACGUUAAUAUAUUUCCCUUCUGCUAUUAUAAGCAGAAAAGUUUGGAAUGAAAUUGAAGCAGCUGUGAAGGAAGAGAUGAAUUCCAAAUCGGUUGUUGAUAUUCGACUGCAUAUGCCAGAAAUUGCUCAAGCUAAGAAAGACAUUGAGCAAGCGGUCGUUUCAUUGAUGAAGAAUAGCGAGGAUUGGUUGUCUGUCUCUGGUACUUCUUAUAUCUACAGUCGACAGCUUCAUUCAUUUGCAAUGCUAGCUUUGGAUGGCUUCAUCAAUAAACGGGCUGAAGAGAUUACUUCCGUUUGGGGUAAACAAAAAGCAUCCAAAAAACUGGAAAAGAAACAAGGUGAGGACUGGGAUACAGUGAGGAGCAAAAAAGGCAAAGACCUGUUAAUUAGAUUGUCAAAGGAAGAACUGAUCAAGGAGCUGAAAAGGACAAGUGAUAUAUCAAAUGAACUACUAGAGGAUGUUACUGAGCAUAUAUGGACGAAAGCAGAGAUUCUCCUUAAAACUCGAACAGAACUAUUGCUGCAUAACGUGCGGACGAUAUCCAUACAAGAUCAAAAACGUGUUCAUGCACAGCUGCAGGAAACAUUGUGUGCACUGUAUGAUAAUAUUUGUAUUUUUGAAUAUGGCGCAGCUACUUUUGAAGAUACGGUGGCUGCUAAUCUCAAGAUAUAUCUUCUUCGCACAUUGUGUACACAUUUUGCAAAUAAUGUAUUAUCAUAUGUAUCGAGAACACAAAAUAUUGAUACUCUUACCAUAAAGGCUCGAAGUGAAACAAUAGCAAGCAUUGAAAGUGCGGAAAGUCGUAAGGCAGUUGAGAAGUUGUUCACAUCAUUGUCAACAAAGAAUCUCGAAUCAUUUCAUGAUGCGGUGUUUGGUGUUUGUUCUUCAGCCAUUUGCGCCUUGAAUUUAAAAGCGCCUGACAAAAAGCAGCGUGUGGAAUUAAUCAAAACAUAUGAAGACCAAUUGGUGAGCCAGUUGCGCGAGUGCACAGAUCCACCAUCCGGUCUUCUUUUAACACUUCUGAUAUUGCUGGCAAGAAAUGAAAAAAUCGCGGUGCACGCCUCGGGGAAAUUUGUUUCACACUUAAUUGCAAAAGUGGAGAAGCAUCCGGAAACGAGUCCAGAGCUUGCCGAAUUAUUAACGAGUUCCCAAAAAAUGAUUGUUUGGAGUAUGCAUUCAAAAGACGAUGCAGAUCUGACGGCAAAGUUGAACGAGAAAUUAACGGCAUUGAUGGCAACUGUAAAUGGUUUUGAAUAUUUGGAGAAACCAAUAGUUGAUGACGGUGUACUCAAAUUUUGA